AAUUCGUUUCUUCGAACUAUGGGGGCAUGGUCUGCGCGUGCGCUUCAGGCAGAUGGGAGGAGAGCAGAGGCGGGGCUUUGACGCCAGUUCCGGGGCUGGGACGUCCGGAAGAGGCUGGAUGGUAGCGCCUUAGCGGUAGUGCAGAGAUGGCGAUUUUCAGUGUGUACGUGGUUAACAAAGCCGGCGGCCUGAUUUACCAGUGGGACAGCUACUCGCCACGGGCUGAAGCCGAGAAAACUUUCAGUUACCCGUUGGACCUGCUACUGAAACUGCACGACGAGCGAGUGCUGGUCGCCUUCGGCCAGCGAGACGGCAUCCGGGUGGGCCAUGCCGUGCUGGCCAUCAAUGGCAUGGACGUGAAUGGCAAGUACACGGCCGACGGGAAAGAAGUGCUGGAGUAUCUGGGUAACUCUGCGAACUACCCGGUGUCCAUUCGAUUCGGUCGGCCCCGCCUUACCUCUAACGAAAAGCUCAUGCUGGCUUCCAUGUUCCACUCGCUCUUUGCCAUUGGCUCCCAGCUGUCUCCGGAACAGGGAAGUUCAGGCAUCGAGAUGCUGGAGACAGACACAUUCAAACUGCACUGCUUCCAAACACUGACAGGGAUCAAGUUUGUGGUCCUGGCAGAUCCUAGGCAAGCUGGAAUAGAUUCUCUUCUCCGAAAAAUUUAUGAGAUUUACUCAGACUUUGCCCUCAAGAAUCCAUUCUACUCCUUGGAAAUGCCUAUCAGAUGUGAGCUGUUUGAUCAAAACCUGAAGCUAGCUCUAGAGGUGGCAGAGAAGGCUGGCACUUUUGGACCUGGGUCAUAGGCUGAACCUGGAAUGAACGCCCUAAAUUCUGAGGCAUGCUGCAGAAAGGCUUUGCUGUUUCCACUCCAGUGAGGAUCCUAUUGCAGUAGCCUUAUAUACUUGAAAGUGGGAGAACACUGAGCCUGGUGAUAGGGACGGCUCCUGGGCUAGAAUGCCGUGUUCCCUGCCCUUCUGUAUAUAUCACAGUCCUACGCCCUGCUCUGUACAGAUUUAUUUAUGGAGGAUGCUGGCUUAGCAAUGCUUUAAUAAACUUUCCUUUGUUCUAGUA
Molecule: messenger RNA, 1074 nt
Organism: Arvicola amphibius (Eurasian water vole)
Lineage: Eukaryota; Metazoa; Chordata; Mammalia; Rodentia; Cricetidae
Gene: Trappc4
Product: trafficking protein particle complex subunit 4
Exons: 5
Coding region: 147-806 (219 amino acids)
Biological process (GO): endoplasmic reticulum to Golgi vesicle-mediated transport
Cellular component (GO): TRAPP complex
Source: RefSeq, a predicted model, not a curated record